Molecule: messenger RNA, 3888 nt
Organism: Orussus abietinus
Lineage: Eukaryota; Metazoa; Arthropoda; Insecta; Hymenoptera; Orussidae
Gene: Rilpl
Product: RILP-like protein homolog
Exons: 7
Coding region: 569-1744 (391 amino acids)
Biological process (GO): cilium assembly
Cellular component (GO): cytoplasm; ciliary basal body
Molecular function (GO): protein dimerization activity
Source: RefSeq, a predicted model, not a curated record
UUCCUUUUAUUUCUAUGAAUUCCUCUCUGCGUAUCCAGAGUGAGCGUUCGUAUCAGCAAUCAGUUUCCAGGCUGUGAUAAAUAUUGGUAUUUUUAAACAUGAUAAUGACAGAGAUCGUUCUCUGCCUUUAAAAAUUUCUGCGAGGCGAUGCACUCACAUUGUGUGAUUUCAUUCUUGUUUCCUUUAUAAGAGUAUCUUAACUAAUGACAACUGUUAUUAGUUUUAUAAUUUUCAGGCGAUGAUCUGUGUUAAUCGUCAUUUCUAUUAAUCAGAAUUUACAGGAAAUGUCUUUUGAUAAGAUUUUCACUGUAUUAAUGUUAUCUUUCGAUAAUACAAUAGGCAGGUGUGUCGACGGAAGUAUAUUUUACCACAUUGUUACUUUCCCACCAAGACUUUCUGCAUGAAAUUUUAAUCCAAAAAUCAGUAAUUGUUAAAAGUAUAAAUAUAAAAUAUGUCGAAAACAGUGACGACCAGAGACAGAGACAAGACAGUUUCGUUAGAACGCCUUCAAUUAUCUGAAGCGGAUACAUAAGUACAAUUGUGACAGAAGCAAAUGUAAUUUGUAUUAAUGCCUUUGCCUUUAACGACACAGUGGCCGUUAGAAAUGGAGGAAUACUCAGUGAUGUCGGACGUGUCCGUGGUAGACGUUUAUGACAUUGCUUCGGAGAUAGGAAAAGAAUGUGAAAAACUUAUCGAUGUAUUCGGAGCAGACUCAGUGACCGGGCUUAUGCCUAAAGUGAUUAAUGCUCUAGAAUUGUUAGAAAAUCUUGCAACCAAAAAUGAAAGAGAGAACUCAAUGGUCCAGGAACUGAAAUCAAAAAUAUCUCAGCUGGAAAGCGAUAAGAUUGGCAAGGCGGAGGACAGACAGAGAUUCGAAAAGGAAUUGGAACAGAUCGAGGAGCACUGGAGGCAAGAGUCUCGGGAAUUACUAGGCCUGGUAACCCGACUCCAAGAGGAGAACCGACGUUUAGCAACGGCAUUACAUGAGUCCCGAAGUGACACUCAAGACAGCGGUAAACAAACAUAUACGACUAAUCAAGAAAUGGAUAUUGCUGUGUUACAACGUUUGAGAUCUGUGAUCGAUGAGCAAAGAGAACAGAUUCGAAAGAGAGAUAGGGAACUCUCGCAGAAAACUGGGGAAAUAGAAAACUUAUCAGGACAAGUUGAAAAGCUGACCGUUGUUGGUCGUGAAUUGAAGAGGAAGCAACGUCAGGCUCAGAUGCAAUCCCGAGGCUUGGUUGAAGAAAGAGCGGAUUUCUUGGCCCAGCUUCAAGACCAAAAUCGAGAACUGAUCAAUCUCCGAGCACGACUCGGGCUUGCUAGGAAGGAAAACGAGGAUUUGACUAAAUCCCAUGGAUGUCCUGACCUCACGAACAAAGCCAUCUACGAUCUGGACGACCCCGACAGACCCAGGUUCACCACAGCGGAGUUGAAGGAAAUCCUACACGAAAGGAACGAACUCAAGGCUAAGGUCUCCGAUCUAGAGGAUGAGUUGGAGUUUUAUCGACCAAAACCUGAGACGCCCGAAGACGAAAAAGAUGCACCAGUCCAAGGACCUUUGCCUUAUGAACCAGACGACGCCCCAUGGAAGAAAUCAUCCGAAUCUGGUAUUCGUAAAUUCUUCAGAAAAAUAUUCUCUGAAACGAGUGGCGGUCUUCUGGGAGGCAGCAGUCCUCGGCGAAGUCUUUCUAGUCUGUCAAAAAUGGCGCUGUCCGGAAACGGCACCAGUGAUACGUCGAUUUAAAACGAAAAAACAACUGAUUGUGCUACGCCCUGACCUUUCAAGCCAUAUCAAAAGUAUUGCACAAUUUUUCGUUGGAACCGAAGUCGAGACCACGCGAUUUUCAAAUACCGAGUUUGCUCAGAUACGAACUGAACCUAAAAUUCCGUUCUUCCGAAAAUCCUCCCUUUUCGUUUUAGGUCUUUUAGAGUGCUAGACGUUUUAACGAAUUGUGUACGGUUUUAGGUUAGGUUGAUGCGAUAAUACGUGGACUAGUCGAAAUUACUAGCACUCAAGGAGUAGGAAAUGUAGUGAAUGUUCGACCGAACACGUUAAGUGCACAUGAGGACGUAAUUAUUAUUGCACACUUUUAUAGAGACACUUUUUUUUAGACUUUCAUCGGAACCCAGACUCUUCCACUUACAUUUCGAGUAUUUCAAGAAGUACGUCAUUUCACAAGUUUUAUUAAUGCUCGUAAUUCUGCAUUUUUUUUAAACAAAGCAUUGCUUUUUAAUGGCAAGAAUUGACAAAACUUGUUCGAUUUAUUAGAUUUUUAGGAACGAAUAUCUCCAAGAGUUAUUUUACACGUUUCGAUGCACAUGCUUUAUACCAUGACGUCACGGUUUUAAAUCAUGUUAGGAGGCUUGUGAUUUUUAAGCUUUUCUUGGAGAUCCUCAGGUGAGUUGUUUCAAACCAAAAAGUAAGUAGCCAUAAUUACUGAUGGCAAAAUUCGACCGACACCAAAGUCAACCUCCUUGUGAUUUCUACGAUUCUUCUUUGCGUCACCAAAAGGUAUAUAUACAAUAUAUAUAUCGACUUUGUAUACCACGUUGUUUUGUUAGUUACCAGUCGUUGCGAGUGCAUGUUAAGUAUUAUUAUGAAAAGAUUUUGAAAGAUCUAUUUAUUUAUUUCAAGAGAAAAGAAUGACUAUUGAGAUUUUAAUGAAAUUAUGUAUAUUAUUGGAUUGUAAAAAAAAUUGGGGCAUUGCGGCAUGAAUAAGCAUUGGUGCUUUUAUCCAAGAUCUAUGGACCGUGUUUUAAACAAUUCCUGUUGAAGAAAUUCAAUCGAAAGAUAUUAACAGAAGUUGGGAAAAAAGGCAACAUAUAAUUCUAAUAGGAUUCAAUUAAAAUUGGCUAUUACCAUAGCCUUGUUUAAUUACGUACGUUUCCAUUUUUACUGAACUGUAAUACUUUAAUUAUCUAACAUUUUAAAGAAGAUACUUUAAGUCGUACUCAUUCGAAGUAAUAAUAGAUGCAUCUUUUUAAUAACGUAUUACUUCUGUACGAAGUCCAGGUGAAUGCAUUGUACAGUCGAAGAGUUAGCAUUAUUUUUAAGUAUUCUGCACAUGCAAUUGUCCAACAUGAACAAUGAGAAAUGUUUUCAUGCCAAAAAAGGAUGUGAUUACAAGUCAGAUAUAUGUCUAAGCCGAAACUAAGUCGUUAAUCCGCUUUACUCUAUAUGAUUAUUGUUAAUGAUAAUGUACGGAUAACUUUAGAACGAGGGAUUGUAAGGAAUCAUCGAAAUGUUAUAACAAAUAAUUGUUCUUAAUUGUUGCAGCGUCAUUGUCAUAAAAAUAUCGAUUUUACAAAACAUACAGAAAUUAUAUAACCCUUUUCAUGCACACCAUUGGAUCUUAUCUUUUUCCUUGUUUCUUUUAUCCUCUCAUCGACAAAAAAUAUUAGAGUCCACACAAUGUAAAUAGAGGAUGUUGGCAAAAAAUUAUUAUACCGUAUUCAACUCGAUUAUCUUAACAUCGUUUAUAAAGAAACCUUUUGUUCAUCCUCUCAACUUCUCAGAGAGCUUCAACCUCUGCACUAUAAUUCUGUAUUUUCUCCUCGUCUUGCAUAGACAAAUUAACAUCGCAAAAUGAAAAACCUUCAAGAAUCGAUUCAUCUUCCAUAGAUUUACACAUCUUGAAUUCUUUUGUGAAUUUACUUAAAUUCAUGUCAGAUUUAUUGCCUGAAUCACAUUCCAUAAUUGGCUGUUCUAUGAUAGUCAUUCAUUUCCCAAGAAUUCCAAAGUCUUCGUUUGACUGGAACUUUACGAUCCUUAAUUAAGAGUAUUCUUAGGUGGUAUUUAACAUUACAAUAAAAUAGCCAAGAAUUAGAACCGAGAACAUUAUACAAUAUACUCGAAAAUUAGAGCAUUUAUAAUAAACGCAAAUAUCA